Lachancea mirantina is the source of this 2307-nucleotide messenger RNA. NCBI's taxonomy places the organism in Eukaryota, Fungi, Ascomycota, Saccharomycetes, Saccharomycetales, Saccharomycetaceae. The record is from the annotation of a GenBank genome assembly.
AUGGUGCAAUCGUCCGUUUUGGGUUUCCCAAGAAUUGGGGCCAACAGAGAGCUAAAGAAGGCCACCGAGGCUUACUGGCAAGGCAAGACCUCUGCUGAAGACCUGCUACAGGUCGGCAAGCAGAUCAGAGCGCACAACUGGAAAUUGCAGAAGCAGGCCGGUGUGGACGUUAUAGCGUCGAACGACUUCUCCUUCUACGACCAAGUGCUCGACCUUUCGCUACUUUUCAACGUGAUCCCAGACCGUUACGCCAAGUACCAGCUAUCGCCGCUAGACACUUUUUUCGCCAUGGGUAGAGGCUUGCAAAGAAAGGCCACCGCCACCGAGAAGGCCGUCGACGUCACUGCGCUGGAGAUGGUCAAAUGGUUUGACUCCAACUACCACUACGUCAGACCAACUUUCUCCAACGGGACCCAAUUCCGUUUGAACGGACAAAAACCCGUCGACGAGUUCCUCGAGGCCAAACAGCUCGGUAUCGAGACCAGACCCGUUUUGCUCGGUCCCGUCUCUUACUUGUACCUUGGUAAGGCCGACAAGGACUCUUUGGACCUGGAACCUUUGUCUUUGCUCCAAAAGAUCCUACCUCUCUACGCCGAGAUUUUGCAGAAACUCGCUGCCGCCGGUGCCACUUCUGUUCAAAUUGACGAGCCAAUUCUUGUCCUAGAUUUGGAAAAGAAGGUCCAAGAUGCUUUCAAGACUGCCUACGACUUCUUGGGCGCCCAGGCUUCUUUGCCAGAGAUCACUUUGGCCACUUACUUUGGUACGGUGGUUCCAAACUUGGCCGCUAUCAAGAACUUGCCGGUCGCCGGUUUCCACUUUGAUUUUGUCAGAAAUCCAGAGCAACUGGACGACGUCGCCGCCAUCCUUUCUGACAAACAAACUUUGUCUGUUGGUGUUGUUGACGGUAGAAACAUCUGGAAGAACGACUUUGCCAAGUCUUUCGAGCUUGUCCAGAAGGCCAUCCAAAAGUUGGGCAAGGACAGAGUCGUUGUUGCCACUUCUUCGUCUUUGUUGCACACUCCUGUCGACUUGGAAUCCGAAAAGAACUUAAAGCCUGAGAUCAAGGAUUGGUUCGCUUUUGCCACCCAAAAAGUCAAGGAAGUUGUCGUUAUUGCCAAGAACGUCUCCGGUGACGACGUUUCUGCCGAAUUGGCCGCGAACGCCCAGUCUGUCUCUGGCAGAGCUUCUUCUACCAUUACCAACAAUGAGGCUGUCCAAAAGAGAGUUGCCAGCAUCGAUGAGAAAAUGUCCACCCGUUCUGCUCCUUUCCCACAAAGAUUGGAGGAACAACAAAAGGUCUUCAACUUGCCAUUGUUCCCAACCACCACUAUUGGUUCUUUCCCUCAAACCAAGGACAUCAGAAUCAACAGAAACAAAUUUGUUAAGGGUACUAUCACUGCUGAGCAAUACGAGAAAUUCAUCAACGCCGAGAUUGAAACCGUUAUCAGAUUCCAAGAAGAGAUUGGUUUGGACGUUUUGGUCCACGGUGAACCAGAGAGAAACGAUAUGGUCCAAUACUUCGGUGAACAAAUCGACGGUUACGCCUUCACCGUUUACGGUUGGGUUCAAUCUUACGGUUCCAGAUACGUUAGACCACCUAUCAUUGUUGGUGACUUGUCUAGACCAAAGGCCAUGUCCGUCAAGGAGUCCGUCUACGCGCAAUCCAUCACUCCAAAGCCUGUCAAGGGUAUGUUGACCGGUCCAGUCACCUGCUUGAGAUGGUCUUUCCCAAGAAAUGACGUCGACCAAGAGACCCAAGCCAUGCAAUUAGCUUUGGCUUUGAGGGACGAAGUCAACGACUUGGAAGCUGCCGGUAUCAAGGUUAUCCAAGUCGACGAGCCUGCUUUGAGAGAAGGUUUGCCAUUGAGAUCCGGUGCUGAGCGUGCUGCUUACUUGAAGUGGGCUGCUGAAUCUUUCAGAGUUGCCACCUCGGGUGUCGCCAACAAGACUCAAAUCCACUCUCACUUUUGUUACUCGGACUUGGACCCUAACCACAUCAAGGCCUUGGACGCGGACGUUGUUUCUAUUGAGUUCUCCAAGAAGGACGAUCCAAACUACAUCGCCGAGUUCCAAAACUAUCCAAACCAUAUUGGUCUAGGUCUAUUCGACAUUCACUCCCCAAGAAUUCCAUCCACUGAGGAGUUCAUCUCUAAGAUCGAGACCAUCAUGAAGUCUUACCCAGCCGACAAGUUCUGGGUCAACCCUGACUGUGGCUUGAAGACCAGAGGCUGGGAAGAGACGAAACUGUCCUUGACUCACAUGGUUGAGGCUGCCAAGCACUUCCGUGAGGUCUACAGCAAGAAAUAA